AGGAGAGAGAAGGGGGAGCAGGGGCUGUGCAUCCUCUUCCUGUGCAAGGCAGGCACUCCCUGAGCUGGGGGCUGGUUCAGAGCAGCCUCCUCACAGGACAUUGUGAUGGAGCUUUGUUCAAAGGAAACCUGUGUUUGUGUUGUGCGAGUCUUUAACGUUCUUGUUUUCAUACAGGCUUUAUGUGUGUGAAGAUGGCCGCAAGUCCUGACAUCACCUUGCAGUGUCUGUAGCUGCCUGCCAGCCAGAGCUGACAUCUUUCCACCACCCUGGCAGAGUGAGUGCUCCUGGAGCUCUGCCACAGGAGAGGCACAAGAUUUUUCCAGAAAACCAAAGUGCCCAAAGCUAUUUGAUAACAAUUAUCUUAAAUGCUCAGUAAAAGCCCUGAAUUUGCCAAGUCAAUGAUUGUCAUCUGGGCCCUGUAACAAAAAAUGCAUCUUCCUCAUGACAUACAGUCUUGGCACUGACCUUUAGUACUGUGUUUGUAACUGAAGCUGUGUGUUAAUGGAAAAUGUGAUUUCAAGUUGAGAAAAAGUUGGUACCUUGGUACCUUCAGUCUUCAGCAGUGUGUCAACAGGCAAAACCACGUAGCCUGCUCACCACCCCUCCUCCAGCUGAAACAGCCUUAGCCUUAUCUUGUAAGUAGAUUUCUGUGCUGUUUCUUCUUCCUGCUCACACUUCCUCUGCUGAAAUAGAGAAGUAGUUUCCAUCUCGAGAGAAAAAUGAUAGAGAAGAGCAGGGUGCACUUCUAAGUGAUUUUUGGUGAAAUGUCUGCUUCCCUAACCUAGCUGAGAAGUGAGGGUGAAUCUUGCCCUGUUCUUGUGAGUGUCACUAGGGGUGGGAGCUGACACUUUAGGGUCUGCUUUGAGGUGUUACUAUUGGGUUCAUUGCUGUGUGAGUGACCUCUCGUGGUUUAAAGGAAGUCAGAAUGCAGCAAUAAUACUCCCAAUUCCUUAUGGCACUCUGUCUAACUUAGGAAGCUGCUUCCCGUUUCCACUUGUAGGUUGGGAAGUGAUGUGGGUACAGUUGUUAAGCCCCUGUGACUUACAUCACUGGUUUGUUUACAGGUGACAAUGUAAUACAGGCUGUGUUGGGGAUUUUAAGGAAGGACAUAAGAUUCUUAUUUAAGGCUAUUAUCAUUCAAAAGUCUUGGUGCUCAGAGUGAACACAGACUUUGUAGCAUCCUUUGUUAAAUAGGUGUGGCAAAGUCAUGUUGCUCUGUCUGGUUUUGGUGCUGUUUAUGUUGUGUUUCAUGGCAGCUUUUUCUUUGGUCUACCAGGUCUUGCUAUACAGGUGCCUGCAGAAAUCUCCCAGUGUCCUGCUUCCCCCGUGGAGCCAGAGGCCAGGGAUGUCCCCCCAGGGCCACCACAGAGCAGGAGCCAGCUGCAGCCCAGGCGAGGGGCCUGUCCCCAGCCCAGUCCCCCAGCCAGCACGGGUGACACGUAACUGUGUCCCUGCCCAGGGCAGAGCUGGGCCCUGCAGCCCGGCUGGGUGUGCAGGGGUACAGCCCACAGGCACACAAAGCCCACAGCCGGGACAGAGAGACCCUGCCAGGGUGAACCGCCGGCCACACCUCGUGUGGAGCUGCACGCUGGCAUCUGCCCCGGGAGGCUGGGCUGUAAUUACAGUGUGAAACUAGGUGGAAGUGUCUAGUCUUAAUUAAAAUGAGAUACGGGUUCCAAAGCACGGCGUGCUGACCUGUGUGAGGUAUCUGAGCAGGGACCCAGCAGCCCGGGUGAGUCACUGCUGCUCGCUGGCUGGAGGAGGCACCAGCAGCUCCCAGAGCUGCGGGCAGGCUCUGUCAGGAGAUGACGUGGCCCCAUGUUCUGUGCUCUGAAAGUGAAAUAAUGUGGGUUUCGGGUGCUUUACGUAGCCGCUUUUAUCUCUGCCUGGUCGAUAGAGCUGCGAGGAGGACUCUGAGCUGUAACUGAGCGCUCGGUUCAGAGGUGAUGUCCCACGGGCGGUGGUGUGUUGGUGCUGCUGAGGGCAGCACUGAGCCUGGCUGGCAGUGGCAGUGCUGACUGCAGCAUUGUAAGGGAUGAAACCUGUUCUCUGUGGAAACAGUGUAUGGAAUCAGCUUAUUUGCCGAUGGUGCUCUCCUUCAAAGCUGUUUUCUUUAAGUCCCUCCCAAGGGUCUGGAGCAAUAACUGAAAUAAUUGAUGGGAAAGAGUCUCUCAUGUUGUCAGAACCUGUAAAAUAUUCACUCAUAGGGGAGGCUUUGCUGUUUGUUUGGUUUGUGGCUCCUUGGUGUUCUGCUGGUUCAGUCUGAGUGUGUUGUGACAGCUCUCUUAGCCGUGCCUUACUUCCUCCUAAGCAUAUUUCUAAUUAUUAGAUUUGUGUAGGAUUUGAGACUCCGUGACACUGCCAGUUUCUGGGUGACCUCAAUUGCUGCCUGAGAAGGAAAAUGGAAACUGUAGCACUUCCCUCCUGUGGGCAUAUGGGGAAGGAUGUGUUAGAAAUGUGGAGGGGCUUGGACUUGCUUGGAAUCAAAUGGAUCAGUGUUACAGAAUAAUUUUGAAAUUGGACUUCUUGCAUGUAAAUAAAUAAGUGGACUAGAACUUAAAUAGCAAAGUUGAAAAUUUCUCAGACUUAUGAAAAGGAUUAGUAUUUCAUACAUUUGUGAGACUACAAUGUAACUUGUUCAGUCUUAAGACUCAUGCUUCUACUAAAAGGUUUAACUGAUUUAUGACUGCAACUCAAUAAAGCAAACAAUCAUCUUUCUGGGAAAUUUCUGGCUUUUCCAGAAAUUGUUUCUUUUUUCCUCCCACUAGGCUGACUGGUUCAUACAGUUUUAUGUGCUUAGAAGAUCUACCUGACAUUAUGUUUAAGUUAUUUGGGCAGCCCAGAAAAGAGAAAAUACACUUGCUCUCGGUGACAUUCCUGAAGGCCUACUUGUCUUUUUGGGAACUGGCAAGAUAGGAUGAUCAGUCAUCAGCUUGGGAUUCAUCCUACUGCCAGGACAGAUCUUAGACCCCUUUUCUUCAAAAUUAAGUAUUUCAAUAGAUAUAUUGAAUAUGUAAUUUUAUAUAUAUAGAAAAUUCAAAUUAAUAAUGACUGUGUAAUCACUGACAGCCUGCCUUCUGUGGGAAAACCAAGAAGAAUUUAACUGAAUUUUCAGAAAGCUUAUUUAUGUUGGAAAAGAGAGAAAGCUGUUCACAGAGCAAACGUAAGUGCUGGAGCAUGUUGCAGCUGUGUGGGGUGGUGAAGGAUUUUCUAAGAUGAUAUUGGAUAACCACUGCUGGAAGAAGGAGUGUGUGAGGCGUGUGUGGCUCCUGCCUCUGUGUGUUGGGCUGUCAUGUGGGACCUCUAAAGUCCCUUGCAGUGCCGUGUCUCGGUGACCACAGUCACAUUACUGAUCCUGUCAUCAUUUUCCAUUCGCUGUUCCAGGAAUUAGCACACCCUCGCCAAAUGCUCUAGGUCUAAUCUCAGUAAUGCAGAUGUUUUAAUAGGUUAGAAGAAAGGUUUUUAGCUGCAGGCCCUGCCCAGUGUCAGGCUGUGGUUAGAAGUGCUCGGGUGUCCAGCUGCAUUCCUUUCCUUUCAGCUGUCUCUGAAGUAGUUGUCAGCACAGGAUCAUCCAAAUGGCCCCAUCUUGGGGCCCAGUUUAAUAAUCUGGAAAGGUUUUGUGAAUGUACCCCUGAGACCUUGGGACAGUCACAAUGUAGGAAUGUUUCCUGGGUUUGGAAAUACGUCUGUCUUGUAGCUGUCACCAGAAGGCCCUGGAAGAGGAGCCAUGAAGUGGGAAUCACAUUUGGUCACUUCAAAAGCAGCAAGCUCCCAGCUUCCAGUGGAUACUGCUCUGUUGUCCUCCACUGCCUUGUGUGAAGAAUGGCUUUGACAUGCCUUUCCCUCUGCUGUGAGCUGUAUUCCUGGAAUUUGGUGCACCCUGGAUUCACCUGGCAUUGCAGACUCCACUUGGCAGCUUCCUCAGACAAAGCCAUUGGCUGUAGGAUCCUUCCUGUUGCUCAGUGUGAAAAAAAUAAAGGACAGCAAAAAUAAAGGUACCAGCCCAGUGCUGUGCACUGCUGCACAGGUGUGUGGUGAGGUGCCUCUCCCCAGCUGGAAAUCACCAAGUGUUGUGUGAUGCCCAAGUCCUUGGAGGCAUCAGUGCUCCUUUGAUUCAUUUCAGAGGCUUUCUCUCACUGCAUAAAUUGCUUUCUCAUGUCUUUGAAGUGACCUGUUUGAAUUAAACAUCACAGAGUGCUUUUUAUAAAGCUGUGCCAACAACAAAGUGCAACUGGCAUAUCAAAAAUGAGAUAAAGUGCUCUGGAUAUCACCAGAGUCAGGGUAGUAUUUAGUUUCUUGUACAGCUUGUGCUGUCAUUUGUAUUUGCUUACAGCAAGCUGCCUUCUGCAGUCCUGGUAAUAGUUUAUGCAUAACAUGUAAAAUCUGAAAAAGGAGGAAAAGUCAGCAAUGCCCGUUGAUGCACGCUGGAAUGUGUGAUUGCUGGACUGAGCUGCUCAUCCCUGCACACCGAGUCCUCUCCUGGGUUUGUUGUGGGGCACCACCAGCACCACGAGAGGGAGCGUGGAAGCAGCGAGUGGCUUGUCCUGGGAUGGUCCAGCUGAGAGCAGGGCGCUGCUCCGGCCCUGGGAGUCAAACACGCGCGGCACAGGUUGAAAACACAACAGAAAUAGGAAUAAAUUUAUAUUUCAGGGCUUCGGGACUUCAAAGAAUGUUUUGCACCUAGGGUUAAUUUGUCUCAGGUGUCUGGAAUUGUAGUUGUGCUUGAAGUCUUUAGUGCAUAAUCGAGGUUAUUUGGGAUUUCCUGCUCUGUUAUUGCAGCAAACUCCUCAUCUUCUCUUUAGCUUGGGAACACAGCUGAUCCAUUCUUCUGGAGUGGCUCUGCAUCAAUCAGUUUUUAGGCGGUCAUCUCGUUUGCUCCAGCCUCCGCUCCACAUCUGUGACUGCAGCUUUCUCCAUCCAGCUGAGAGGGAAUUAUGUGUGCAAGAGGAGUCAGGGCUCCCUUCCCAGCUCCCUGCUCACACUGCUAGGACUGCCGUGCCUGCCGCACACCCAGCCGCGUGCUCGAGGAUGCUGCACCUCAAAGUCCAGUUCCUGGAUGAUUCCCAGAAGAUCUUUGUAGUUGAUCAAAAAUCCUGUGGGAAAGGGCUCUUCAACCUCACCUGCAGCCACCUCAACCUUGUGGAGAAGGAAUACUUUGGGCUGGAGUUUCACAGCCAGGCUGGGAACCAGGUCUGGUUGGAACCACUAAAACCCAUAACAAAGCAAGUCAAAAAUCCUAAGGAGGUUCUUUUCAAAUUUAUGGUGAAAUUUUUCCCAGUGGACCCCGGUCACCUGAGAGAAGAACUGACCAGGUACCUCUUCACCCUGCAGAUCAAGAAGGACCUGGCCCAGGGGCGGCUGCCCUGCAGUGACAAGAGCGCGGCGCUGCUGGUCUCCCACCUGCUGCAGUCCGAGCUGGGCGACUUCCACGAGGAGACAGACCAGCAGCACCUGGCCACGCACAGGUACCUGCCCAACCAGGAGUACCUGGACAACAAGAUCAUGCACUACCACCGGAGACACAGAGGGAAGACUCCGGCCGAGUCGGACGUUCAGCUGCUGGACGUGGCCAGGAAGCUGGAGAUGUACGGGAUCCGCCCGCACCCCGCCAGCGACGGCGAGGGGACACAGAUCAACCUGGCCGUGACACACAUGGGGGUGCUGGUGCUGCGGGGCAAUACAAAGAUCAAUACCUUCAACUGGUCCAAAAUUCGCAAACUGAGUUUCAAGAGGAAGCAUUUUCUCAUCAAGCUCCACGCAAACAUCUCUGCGCUGUGCAAGGACACACUGGAGUUCACUAUGGUGAGCAGGGACACCUGCAAGGCCUUCUGGAAGACAUGUGUGGAGUACCACGCCUUCUUCAGGCUCUCUGAAGAGCCCAAGUCAAAGCCCAAAGCCCUUCUGUGCAGCAAAGGUUCCAGCUUCCGCUACAGUGGCAGGACUCAGCGGCAGCUGCUGGAGCACGGGAGGAAGGCGAAGAUGAAGAGCCUGCCCUUUGAGAGGAAACACUACACAUCCCGCUAUGAUGAGAGGCAGUGCCGCUCCUCCCCGGACCUCCUGACAGAUGUAUCAAAGCAGGUGGAAGAGCUGCGCCUGGCCUAUGGCAACCGUGGCUCCUACCACGCCAACGGAGUGCAUGGCUCCGAGCCCACCCUGGACAGCCGGCGCCACAGCUCCACCCUGGAGGUGGCGUUUGCCACUGAGCUGGAGCACUCCAAGCCCGAAGCAUCCCCCACCUUCCUGCCCCACUCCAAAAGCUCGUCUGCCUUCCCCCUGCUCUACGCCGAGCUGGAGAUGGAGCGGGCGUGGGAGCCCAUCGACCUCUUCGGAGCAAGGAAUCCCUUGACAUCCUUUCGGCCCCAGUUCGCUGGGAACAAUAAAAGCACCUCUGUGGGCAACAUGCGGGAAGUGAGCGCCCGGCCGCUGGUGUACACGGAUGUGCCCUGUCCCCUGCCCGUGGUGGCUCCAGCCCCCCCUGUGCUCUUCUACCUGGACAGGGCGCUGCAGUCCCCUGGCCCUGCACUGGCCCCUGGCGAGGACACAGCAGGACUGGCCGGUGCAAGUGGCCCCGUGGCAGCAAAACCGCCCCGACAGAGCCCGAGCGGGACCCAGGCUGGGCAGUUCCAUCGUGAGGCUGCAGGCACGGCCAUGAGCACGAGCACGGUGGGGGAGAGCAGGUCACUGGCUCGCUCCUUCGAUUACGGCCUUCAGGAGCAGCCUCCCAGGCGGUCCUGGAGCCAGUCGGACAUGAAAACCAUCCGCUUCCCCUACGGCUCUGAGUUCAGGCCCCUGGGGCCGUGCCCGGCGCUGAGCAGCCGCAAAGGGGGUGUUUUUUGGCACGUCCCAGCCCAGCAAGGGCUGGCUCCGGGGCCACGGCGCUCCACCGAGCGCUACCUGGGCAGCAGCACCGAAUCCAGCGACUCUGACUCGGAUCUGCUGGCUGCAGACUACUGCUCCCUGUACGGCCGCGUGCUGCGCUCACCCAUGGCCCGCGUGCGGCUCUCCUCGGGCAGCCUCCAGCUGGAUGAGGAGGAUGAGGAGGUGUCCUUCGCCACCGGUGCUGCUGAAGAGAGGAUUUCCAAAGGGGCCUCCAAGUAUUUCACCUAGGUGCCUGACACCAGCCAGAGGCGGCAGAGGUGGCCAGUGCUGACCCAGGGUCAAAGAACGGUGACACUCUUUGUUUGCAGGUCUGCUUACAGCUUAUGAAACAUUGAUGGGAUUGUGUUGUGUGAGUGCUCUUAGCUAUAGAGGAUGUGUUAAUGGACAUCAGGGGCUGUGUUCAGAAGUAUUCAACCCCUGCACCACACUUGGAAGCUGGUUUGCCUUUGCCACCACACUUUGAUGGGGGGAGGUCUUCCUUCAGCCAGAGGCCAGGGAUUUCCUGAAGUCCCACUAAACCCCUGUGUCCUGCCCAAGCUGAUGCCUGGAGCUCAGCUGCUGGAAUCUUCAUUGAGGGGGAAGGAGAAAAACAGACUUCUCACAGAAUAGUUUCAGCUGCCCCUUUUCCCAGCUGCAGGGAAGCACACUGAAGGGAAGGGUGCCCUUUUGGAAAGGAGCAAGAUCUCCAUGGGAGGCUGCUCCUGGAGCUGAUACCAUGCGGACAGGACAAAAUCCCAGCACACAUCUCAUCUCCUCCACCUGCCUCACCUCCCUCUAGUGAUGCAGGGAGCACCUGGCACUCAAAGACUCAAAGGCUCUGUGUGUGCCUGUCUCCUCCCUGGCCAGUUUAGAGGAUUAUCCUUCUCCAGAAGUCUCUCAGUAGUGUUUGUCAAGCUUUUAGAAGCACCCCAUGGCGAGCACUGGGAAGUGGGCUCAUGCUCUUUAACUGCUUUGCUUGGGCUCAUCUGGCAGCACCGUGACAGCCCCAGUACCUCAGUGCUCUGCUUCAGUCUAAGGGUGAGAGAUGUGUAAUGGGGUUCUUUGGGGUCCUUUGCUUCCCCAAAUCUGUCCUCAAUGAAGCAGCAUGGGAAAGAGGCAGGAGCAGGUAGGAAAGGAACAGGCAGCUUCUUGGAAGUAUUUUUAUUUUAAAAAACUUACUAUUACCCUAAACCUCCAUGAAAUCUGCUUGGAAAUCUUGAGAAUGACACCUCUGUAAGAUUUUAGGGGGGUGGAUCUUGAUAAUUUUCUUUAAGAACAACCCUGUAAGUCUUUGUAGGACAUGAAAAAUCCACAGUGGAGAAACCACUGCAGCCUGCUAGAAGGAUUUCAGAAACAAGGAAGCUGGGACAAAAAAAGAUUAAAAUGUAGAAAGAACUGAGCUUAUGGGCCCCGCUCACUCUACAUGUUGCUGCUGUCCUUUGUUUUAAAAGGUGGACAAUAAAAAACAGUUGUUCACACUGGAAUUUUGAGUUCCUCCUUCUGAAAUCUGCAGCCCCCAAUCCUGCAAGCACCACUUCCACCCCCAGCACAUCUUGCCCUGCACCUCCCAGCUUAGGAGCUUCCCUCCUCAGUGCUCCAAGGAGCUGGUUUCCCUCUCCUGCUCUGCUGCCUGGCUCCCUCUGUGCCUUCGCUGUCCCAGCAACUGGGGAGACUUGUGGAGAUCCCGGAACGCUGCUGAAAACAGCCACAUUCUUGGUUGGUUGCCCAAAGAAAUG
Poecile atricapillus (Black-capped chickadee) is the source of this 8594-nucleotide messenger RNA. RefSeq names its product FERM domain containing 7 (gene FRMD7). Gene Ontology annotation, molecular function: cytoskeletal protein binding; guanyl-nucleotide exchange factor activity. The record is from RefSeq and is a predicted model, not a curated record. The transcript is spliced from 15 exons. NCBI's taxonomy places the organism in Eukaryota, Metazoa, Chordata, Aves, Passeriformes, Paridae. The coding region runs from base 5029 to 7107 and encodes 692 amino acids. Gene Ontology annotation, cellular component: cytoskeleton.